AUGAUACAACAAAACACUAAUAUAGUUAAUAAACUUCAAGCUCAUUCUCCUCAUUAUUAUACCUAUGCAAUGAGAAAAUAUUAUUUUCAUACUUGUGACUUACUUUUACCAAAAGUUAAAUCUGUACAAGUUUGGCAGCUUUGCACUUAUCAUUCUGAUACAUAUUACGCUUUAGCAUUGUUUAGGUAUGAAAAGGAAUUUGCUACAAAAUUUUGUAAAAUUACAACAUUAGUAUUUUUAGAUGACAAACAUAGGUAUAAAGUUGGAGAACCUGAGUAUCCAGUUGCUGCUAUAGAGAGAGGUAAGCAAGUUGUAGUUAGUAAAAAAUCAAUAUUGAUAGUUGGAGAUCAUGACUAUACAAAGUCUGGAAUAAUACUAAGUGUUAUAAUGAUAUGUGAUAUUCUGGAGUCAGUUGAUAGUAAUUUUUAUGCAGGAGACAUUCAUAUUGGAUUAAAAGAUGCUAUUUUUCAACCUUUCUCACUAAUAUGCCAUGUAGUUGAAUUAUACAAUAUCCUCAUAAAAAAAAAUAUUACCAAUAAACCUGUCUUAUAUCUUUAUACAGAUAGUGGCCCAGACCAUCAUUGUAUAUUUACUA
This is a messenger RNA of Scutellospora calospora, 595 nucleotides long. Lineage: Eukaryota; Fungi; Glomeromycota; Glomeromycetes; Diversisporales; Gigasporaceae. The record is from the annotation of a GenBank genome assembly.